This is a messenger RNA of Kwoniella botswanensis, 699 nucleotides long. RefSeq lists its product as uncharacterized. Bases 1 to 699 code for a protein of 232 amino acids. The record is from RefSeq and is a predicted model, not a curated record. The transcript has 3 exons. NCBI's taxonomy places the organism in Eukaryota, Fungi, Basidiomycota, Tremellomycetes, Tremellales, Cryptococcaceae.
AUGGGCUCUACAGAAUACACUAUCCCGCCCACGAAGGAAGAGAGACAUCGUGGUCCUACCGACGCUGAAAUCGAAACGGCAAUACAUCCGCUAUUCGAUUAUCUGGACACUAAUAACCAUACUCUCGCAUCGUCAUUGUCUCAUGAUGCCAUGCAAAUGGUCAUGGCCAAAUUAUGGAAACAAAUUCUGAUGACAAUUGAAGCCCUGAUAGUGCCGCCAUUAUCAGACAAACCUUCUCGAAUGAGGGCUUUAGGAGACGGCGAACUUGACAUCGCUUUGAAAUGGCUGAAGUUUCUUCGAGACUUCUUCUAUGUUGGUGGAGACGCUAGUGGAGUUCCAUUGAGCACAUUGCAAAAUGCCAAAUUCAAUGAGAUAUUGUCUGUCAGGAUCUAUUAUGAUUGGAACACUGAUGAUCUCAUGGAGGAAUGUAUCCGAGGGUUUCAAUCGACCUUGAAAUACCGAGCCACCAAGCCUAGCAAGUCACUACUAUCGCAACGAAAUCUCGGUACAAUACGUGCGAGGAAAAGUGCCAAACGAGCUUUACCCAAUUCUAGCAGUAACACAGAAAUGAUCAUGCGGAUUUUACGAAUGAGGCAAGGAACGCAAGAAUUCCUGGCUCAGCAACUGCAAACUAUAUCGGUGGUGAAAUUAGAGAAUCCCAAGAAGGGUCGAAAUAGCCAAUCUCGCUUCUCUAGGUGA